CCCGGUUAAAGACCUGGGGCCGCGGCCGCCGCCGGUCCAUGACAGGUGCUGCGCCGCGGGGCCGCGUCCUCGGGGAUCGGGACGGACUCAGACGCGGCCGGCUUGUGGGAGCCCCGGCACCCCGGCGGAGUAGACGCCAUGGCCCCUCCGCAGGGCUCUCGGGCCCCGCAGGAGUUCGGGGGACCCCUGGGCGUCGCGCUGAUGACGCUGCUGCUCCCGGCGACCAUGGUCCACCUGGUCCUGGUGGCCGGCUCCGAACCCGCGCGCCUGCUCGCCCCGCCGCCCGCCCUGCCCGGGCUGCAGGAGCUCUGGAGCCCCGGCGCGCUCCUGCUGUGCCUUUCCUGGCUCGGCCUGCAGGCGGCCUUCUACCUGCUGCCCGCGCGCAAGGUGGCCGAGGGGCUGGAAUUGAAGGACAAGCGUCGCCUCCGUUAUCCUAUUAACGGCUUCCAGGCCCUGGUGCUGACAGCCCUGCUGGUGGGUUCGGGGGUGUUGUUGGGGCUGCCGCUGGGCGCCCUGGCGGAGAUGCUCCUGCCCUUGGCAUCUGCUGCCACCCUCAUCGCCGUCAUCUUCAGCGUCCUCCUCUAUCUAAAGGCUCUGGCUGCUCCUGUCGAAGACCUAGCACCCGUGGGGAGCUCGGGCAAUCCCAUUUACGACUUUUUCAUGGGACGGGAGCUCAACCCACGCAUCGGUUCCUUUGACUUCAAAUAUUUCUGUGAGCUGCGUCCUGGCCUCAUCGGUUGGGCACUCGUUAACCUGGCACUGCUGGUAAAGGAAGCCCAGCUCCGGGGCAGCCCCUCUCUCGCCAUGUGCCUGGUCAACGCCUUCCAGCUCCUCUACAUCGGCGAUGCCCUCUGGUGCGAGGAAAUGGUCCUUAGCACCAUGGACAUCACCCACGACGGUUUUGGCUUCAUGCUGGCAUUCGGGGACCUGGCCUGGGUGCCCUUCACCUACAGCCUUCAGGCCCAGUUCCUGCUGCACCACCCGCAGCCUCUAGAGCUGCCCCGGGCCUUGAUCAUCUGCCUCACCAAGGCUGUUGGCUACUACAUCUUCCGGGCAUCCAAUUCCCAGAAAAGCAUCUUCCGAAAGAAUCCCUCUGACCCCAGGGUGGCAGAUCUGGAGACCAUCCCCACAGCUACAGGGAAGAAGCUACUGGUGGCGGGGUGGUGGGGUCUGGUCCGCCACCCCAAUUACCUCGGGGACCUCAUUAUGUCUCUGUCUUGGUCCUUACCCUGCGGGGUCUCCCACCUGGUGCCCUACUUCUACAUCCUCUACAUGACGGUGCUGCUGGUCCACCGGGAGGCCCGUGAUGAGAGGAACUGCCGACAGAAGUAUGGCAAGGCCUGGCACCAAUACUGCCAAAGGGUGCCCUACAGAAUUGUACCUUUUAUUUACUGAGGCAGCGCCUGCCCCAGGAGGGGCACGAGCAUACUUCAGACCCUCAUCCUGAGAUUCUUGAGGGGGGGGGGCUACCUGACUUGAGCCCCUAGGGACACAUCAAAGAAGGAACACAUCAGCCUCAGCGAGGCUUGGCACCAGGAGAAAAAAAGUGCAGCGCACCAGAUAGGCUCUCUCGGUGGAUAAACAUCUAGAACCUUC
This is a messenger RNA of Suncus etruscus (white-toothed pygmy shrew), 1596 nucleotides long. RefSeq names its product transmembrane 7 superfamily member 2 (gene TM7SF2). The transcript is spliced from 10 exons. Gene Ontology annotation, biological process: sterol biosynthetic process. Bases 139 to 1395 code for a protein of 418 amino acids. The record is from RefSeq and is a predicted model, not a curated record. NCBI's taxonomy places the organism in Eukaryota, Metazoa, Chordata, Mammalia, Eulipotyphla, Soricidae. Gene Ontology annotation, cellular component: nuclear inner membrane; endoplasmic reticulum membrane. Gene Ontology annotation, molecular function: oxidoreductase activity, acting on the CH-CH group of donors, NAD or NADP as acceptor.